UUGCCGAAUUGUUUACGAACUGAUGCAAUCUAUUAAAGGAGAAGCUAGUGGAAAUCUACAUACACUUGACUAUUUUUAUGGGGAAUAUUGGUUUGACAAUAGAAUGGAGGCAACAUCGAAAUAUGCGCCAGUUUCAGAUUAUCCAUGGACACCAGAGGAGAUUUCUGCUGAAAAAGGGGAUGUUAUAGGUAGAAUAAAUAUAAAUUUGUUACAUAAUACAUAG
Messenger RNA from Meloidogyne enterolobii, 223 nucleotides. Lineage: Eukaryota; Metazoa; Nematoda; Chromadorea; Rhabditida; Meloidogynidae. The record is from the annotation of a GenBank genome assembly.